Molecule: messenger RNA, 481 nt
Organism: Neolamprologus brichardi
Lineage: Eukaryota; Metazoa; Chordata; Actinopteri; Cichliformes; Cichlidae
Source: RefSeq, a predicted model, not a curated record
GAAGCUUCAGUCUGUGCAGGGAGCACCGAGGAGCAGAUGGACCUUGCUCCUAUUGUAACUGAAACUGCAGGAGAGGAACUGCAGACAGAGGCCACAGCUGAACACUCUAAGGAAGCUGCGGCCGUGCCUUCGGAGCCAGAAGAACUGUUUGAUAACAGCACUUACAAAAACUACGAGCACCACAGCUACAACCCCUACACAUUUGCAGACCUGGAUAUGCAGAUGGCCAAGUUUCGUCUCCCUCAGCCCUCCUCUGGCAAGCCUUCACCCAGGCACUAAAAAGAGCUGAUAUGACCAUAAGUUAUGGCUUAAAGAUGACAGUGAUGGCAGUGUCUCUUUUUUCAUUGUCCCCCUACUUCUGUUGUUUUUAAAGUAAAUCAUUAAAGUCCACACAUAAGAAUUGAGGUCUGUUUUUUUGCCUGACUUGGUUGUUUUGUCUUGUAUAAAGCAAUUGGUGUAUAAAGAAAUGGGAAAGAUCAAA